This is a messenger RNA of Arabidopsis lyrata subsp. lyrata, 1276 nucleotides long. RefSeq lists its product as uncharacterized. NCBI's taxonomy places the organism in Eukaryota, Viridiplantae, Streptophyta, Magnoliopsida, Brassicales, Brassicaceae. The transcript has 2 exons. The record is from RefSeq and is a predicted model, not a curated record. Bases 364 to 987 code for a protein of 207 amino acids.
UUCUUCCGCAAGAAAGUCAAUCAGCAAAAUACAUCGGGGAUGACGUUUCAUUUGGUAGAAACUUAUCUUCUAUUCGUCCCAAGAGAACAAAAAAAGUGUCAAAAAUACGUGAUCUGAUCAAUUUAUCACAUUUAAUGACAUCUGGUCAAAUCACCAAUCCAUUUGUUUAUCUGAAUAUUUACAAUUAGUUUAAGACAAGUCUCAUUAUGAUAACAAUAAAGCCGUCUCUCUUGUCCAAAUACUAAAUCCUGCCUAACAACUCCUCCAUAACCAAAUUCCUCCAAGCUCUCAAAUUCUCACAACCUCUCCACACACAAAGGACAAGUAAGAAAAAGAAAACAGAUUGGACCGAAUUGAAUUGAAAUGUUGAGUCCGUUUUCCUCACCGAGGAGAUCGAGAAGAGGAAGCAAAGAAAACAAGAACCCUUAUUCAAAUCAAGGACUUGACAAGUUCUCUGCACUUCUAUCUGAGCUUGAUGAGAAAAGACAGAGCAUUUACGCAAAGAGGCUUGAUCCUGAUGGACCACCUCUUGUUCGGUUUGUCUUUACUAGCUCCGGUGAGUGCGUCCCUGUCAUGAUCAAGACAAAGAAGGCAGGUCAGAAGAAGGAUGUUCAAGAUGAUUUCAAGGUCAAGAAGAAGGAUGUUCUAGAUGAUUUCAAGUUCAAGACCGAAUCAAAAACAGAGCAUGAAAUAGAAAUAAAGAAAGCAGAUUUGGAAACAGAGCAGCAACAGAGCUAUGUAGUGAACGAGAAUCUGAAGAAGAUUUCGAGACCAAACCAUUUAUUUCCCGUGACAGUAGUGUUGGUUCUAAUAUUCUUGAUGUUUUUCGGACGGACCGUCUCGGUCAUGUGCACUUGUAUCGUUUGGUACUUGGUUCCAAUGAUCAAGGAACAGAGCAGAAACAGAGGAUCUACUUACGAGACAAAGAAGAGGAAGAAACUAAAUAUCGAAAACAGAGCUGCUCCUGAUAAAAGUAAAACCCGGUGACGAAAAUCAAAAUUUUCUUUUUGUGAAUUUAUUUUAUUCGUUUCAUCUAACAUUUCCCUUGGUUUCUUUCGUUCUUUCUUCUCUGUUUUGUCCAUAGUUGUUAAUUUUGAGACAAAAAGAUACGUAACUUCUUCUUCUUUUUUUCUCCUUUCUCUAAUGCUAGUGAAAUGUAAACUAUUCAAACUGAUUAUUUUGUUGGUCAUGGUUCAGUGUUUCUUGAUUCAUUUGUGUACAACUUUCGUCUAAUCGAUGAUCUGUAAAUGGAAAUUUUUUUACUUUGGAGUUUUGA